GACUUUCCUGCCAUUUCUGCUUAGGUUCAUCUGCAGACUCAGCAGGAAGUGAAGCUACGCAUGACAGGGAUGGCGUUGCGUGUGAUUCGUAACGAUGGCUUUCUAGCACUCUACAAUGGGCUCAGUGCCUCACUUUGCCGACAGAUGACAUACUCUCUCACCCGCUUUGCCAUCUAUGAGACGGUGCGGGACCACUUGAACCAGGGUGCCCAGGGGCCGAUGCCUUUCUACCAGAAGGUGCUGCUAGGUGCAGUAGGAGGCUUUACUGGUGGGUUCGUGGGGACCCCGGCUGACAUGGUGAAUGUCAGGAUGCAGAAUGACAUUAAGCAGCCAGCACACCUGCGGCGCAAUUACUCCCAUGCCCUGGAUGGCCUGUAUCGGGUGUUUCGUGAAGAGGGUGUGAAGAAAUUGUUCUCAGGAGGAACAAUGGCAUCAAGCAGAGGAGCCUUGGUUACCGUUGGACAGGUACGAAUCCGGAGUCAAUGUUGCCUAUGAUCUACUUCUGAAUAUAAGCAAGUGUGUUCAACUAGGCCAGGAACGAGUAUCCUUUUCAGUUCCAUGUGGUGGUGGAUGGUGGAUCAGAAUCUGUAGCUACAUGUGCACACAUUCAUAAACAUUAAGAGUGUACAAAAUUCAGUGACCUGGAACAGAAUAUUUGAGGGAACUCCAGAACAUUCUGUUCUCCUUCCAGAGCAUGCCAUUCCAGGGGCAUUUUGGUGGUUUCUGUAAAUAAAUUCCCUGGGAGUGGUUCAAGAUACAGUGGUAC
This is a messenger RNA of Python bivittatus (Burmese python), 766 nucleotides long. NCBI's taxonomy places the organism in Eukaryota, Metazoa, Chordata, Lepidosauria, Squamata, Pythonidae. The record is from RefSeq and is a predicted model, not a curated record.